CCUCAGUAUACCGUCACGUAAAAUUUAUCAUACGAUUCGGUAAUCGAUUAACUACGAGGACCAUAAUUUUUACGGAAUAUUUCUCUCCGUCAAUGCAGAACGAUAAUUAUCCGCGUAUUCAUAUGAUGAAAUUAUUCAUUGACGAAGGAAAUGGCUUUCUACGGCCCUGUAACGAUUCCAAACACGCCUCUCGGUGGAGUUGCCUUCCUAGACUGGAGGCGCUACCAUCCAGUACAGCUUUCCCAAGUUAGUGGUAACGAACGUUCGGUUACAAUCGUUCAAUUCACUCUCUACUUCACUCAAGAGGGAGAUUCGUCAUUCACAUUCCCACGUACGAUUCUUUAAAAUUAUCGGGAUCACCAGAACCCGAAGACCUCCAGAAUAAAAACAACCCUUAGGUCGUGCACGAAGGCAGGAGAACUUGAUUGAUUAAUCUUACUGUUCAUUAUUUUUAUUGUAUUUUUUUUUAAUUAUGCUUGCGGAGUUACUCCCGUUGUUGCACAGUGACUAGCGUUGCAGCAUAAUUGUUUACAUGAAUUCAAGGAAUUUAAAAAGUGUCAGGUGUGCCUCAGUGUUUAUGUAUGCAAAGAAGUGCGUCAUGCGUCGAUGGGGAAAGACCAGAGGACCAACGUGUUACGGGUUCUUACCUUUCAGAUAACAAACGUUCGUCGUACAAGCGACAUCGCAAGUGUUUUUAGUGCUUCUUGAGUUUACAAUUGGCGAAGCAAAAUAGAAAAAGAGUGUGGAUGUAACCCUCGGUAAAUAGUUACUCUUCAUAUACAGAAAGAGAUAGCAAGAACAGACUUCGUCUGUUCGAUUUUUAGAAUCAAGAUAUUGAUUUUAUUGGGGAAUUUCCCUUGAUUAAUUUCAAAAUGAGAAUGUGUGAGCGCAUACGUGUGGUGUGACCUUGAGGAUUUCAAAUUUCUGUACUGCGGUAGUUCCAGAGAAAAUUCAUAACAGAGUGUAAUCGACCUCUAAUCGAUUUUCUCGAUGUGUAAUGUAAUGAUCGAUUGAUAAAGAAAGUGAAGUAGUGAGUGGUACCGGAAAUUCGUUGAUUACGCGUCGUACGGAAACUGGGCGCCUCAUCUCAAGGAAUAAAUUCAGUAUUGAGCUUUGAUCCUUCGAUUACCGAUCCUCACAAAUAGAAUUUUAAACUGCAGUUGUUUUAUCCUUCACAUUCUACCUCGAAAAAAAUAUUAUCCAUAAAACUUUAAUAUCGUAACUCACAAGGAACAUUUUAAUAUCGCCUGGCGAAAAAUCGUAUCUUUGAAGUCUAUCAUAUAGACUAGAUCUGGGUUUCUGUCACACAGGACAUUGCCUAAAACAAAAAAUAAACAAAACAAUCCCUCUUAUGAUAUCGAUACUCUUAUCCCAGCAAUUGAUCGACUUAAAAACUUCCCUCAGGAAAUAAAAAAAGUCGGAAAUUUCCGUCAAACAAAUUUUCAUGAGCCUAAAAACAUCGAUUACCGAACGUCAACGUAACAAGGACCUCCGCAAAAGGGAAAGUGAAUCGUAAUUCAAUUUGUAAUUACCAUCCAACAUCAAAGAUGUGUACAAUCGAUUAACAAAUUCAUCGAGCCGUGAGAAAUUUCACAGACAAUAAAUUCCAUUCAUCGGUGAAAAUCACAUUGCACACGUUCAACUUUAGUGGGGAGAAAAGUUUAACCAAUGGAAUAGUGUUUUUUGAAUAAUAGAUUCAACGAAUACGUAAGAGGAUUUUCUCCAGGAUUUUGAAAAACAUUGGAGAAGAAUUGAAAGUGUGUGGGGGUGUUAGUGUCUAGGGGUUUUAAAUGUGAACAGUUGUGAGUGCAUCAUGGUUCACACAAGUUACGCCCAGUGGGCCUGUUUACCAAGUACGUACAGGAAGAAGGUAAAUCCGGGUAGCAAAGCGUCCCAACAAGGGGUACGAGAAGGCGACCUCAUUAGUAGCAUCAACGGAAGGAACACGAGGGACCUUACUAACAGUGAGGCACACACGCUUUUACGUAACGCCGGAGACCAACUUAAACUCGGUCUCAACCAAGAGUCUGUUGGUUCGCCAAAGCGACGAAUCUACAAAAGUAGCCUCCAGGAGAAUACCUCCAUCGAGACCAUCCAGAAAACAACAAGAACAAUAACCACAGCCACUUGUGUACAGUCAUCCGGUACCAGAAACGGCACUGAUGACACGAAACACGAGCGCGACUUUCCGACCCAAAAUGGCAAUCUAAAGCCUCGAAACGAUAACACAACAGAUAAAGUCAACGAAAUCCCAAAAAAGACGACUGCAGGAGCUACUUCAUCGAAAAUCCUAGAAAUUCCCUCCAGAAUGCCACAAUCCCGCUCGCGUCGUCACCGUCGCAACAAGAACAAGCGACCAAAUCAACUGGCAAACCAUGAAUCACCCUUAUCCUCUCACCCUGCACCCAUGGAUGAUGCCAACAGCCGACAAAAUCCCUGUGAAAUAACGGAAGACAGCGAUGGAAUAAUUGAGGCGAAGGUCAACGGUCAGGCGGUCAAGGUGACGACUGAGGUCACUGAGACAGCGUUGGGCCAUGGAAUGGGAUCGAUACCUAGGCAACAUACCCCAGUGCGGCGCAGGUACAAACUCGAACGUCAUGCAUUAACAGCUCAUCCAAAAAUCUGUGAAAUAACCGACAUCAGUGAUCUACGAAUGGAAGCCUACGUAGGCCACGUUGCCGGUGUUGGUAUAAUUGAAUCUUGCAUCAAUGAUGCUAGUGAUAUCAGAACAAUAGUAACCGAGCCAGUCGAGCCACUUGGACCACUAUCGAGUGAUGUGACCUCAAGACUCGAGACCCUUGGCGAACGUGACUUCGCCCUGGCACUACUACCCAAUGCAAACAGAGAUCGUCCCGAGAUUCAUGAGGUCAACGACAGUGAUGCUGAGACAACAGAGUUGAAUAGAGGUGAUGUUGUCAGUGAGGCUGAACUCGAUAUUGAAAUUGCCCCGAGGAAGAAUGAAACGAUAUUGGAGAAAACUGGCGAGUCAGAGUCCACAGAUAAAGAAAACUUAUCCACUGAAUUGCCAAAAGACCAACAGAAACUUCCCUGUUUGAGUUUUUCAAGUGCUUCAUCUUCACAAGUUUCCAAGAAUGCAGGUAAUAAGAGAAAUUUAUCUCCAUUGGCGAUAAUAAGUGAACCCGAAUCGGAUAUUGAUCAACCAAAGUCAAUAAUUGAUCAAAUUAUUUUGGAAGAAACCGAAGAGGAGUCAGAUUUUUCCGACAAACCAUCAUCCUCCAUCAUGAAAUUGAACAUAAGCCAAUGUAAACCUACCUCCUUACCAGAAACCUCAUCCUCAGGUACAAUCAAUAAAGACCUGGCUUCGUCUUACUUUCCGACUCUCACCAAACACCCGAGCUUAUCCUCGGAGGAUGCAGACAGUGAGAGAACAAUAAUCGACUCAAAACCAGAAAGUGAAACGGAAGGCGAAGAUAACAUUAACACCAAGGAAGAAGAAUUUCACAACGUGACAGAAUCAAAGGAAUCAACCAAGUGCACUGAUGAUUCAAAUGAGACUACAAUAGACCUUAACUCCAAGGAAUUCACUGGUGCAUCAAGCGUAAUAGAGAUAGAGAAUGGAAUUGAAACGUCUCUGGAAAUUCAUGAACCACAGUUGACUCGACAAUUUGACGAUAAACUGAGGAUUUUCAUCAAAGAAUGUGAUUUAGAGAAGCGUCAGAGUGAUGACAACAACCUGUUGAAUCACAAGUGUCACGUUAACGAGACUGAGGCAUGCAAUAGUGUCAUUCGUGAGUAUUCGGAAAGAGUGGAGACUCAGGAGAAUCACAGGUAUGAGAAAACCCCUGUCGAUCGAUACUUGGAUAUUAUUCAGGAAGAGGGAGAGUGUCUAGCCCCUCAUGACAGAGACAUUCGUGAUUUUAUUAAUGAAGAGAUCGGAAAGUUUCGAAGGGAGAUACGUAAGACUGAUGUUAAUGAAGAAGUCACGGAGACUAGGAAUAAUGAAACAAUAAUGUCAUCCAGAAAUGAGAACAUCUCAGGUAAUAAGACAGAAAACGAGAAAGGACAUGACAAUAAAAUGUGCGAAGAGACCGGGUCACCAGUGAAUCAAGUUAACGAAGAGGAAUUGGAUUCCAUAAAGCGAAGAUUUCCACCAGCCCCACCGAGAAGAUCCUCUAGUUUUAACAGCAUGGACGUGGAUAAAAUCACUGGUGGACUAUGUGGAGAUGUGAAUUCCCCAACUUCAAGUAAACCACCACAAGUUCCGGAUCUACCAAUUGAAGUUAUUAAAAUACUCACUGAGACCAAUGAACAUUUCCACUUUGAGACAUCUCCAGUGCGUCCACCAUUGCCCAAGAAUUUUAAUAGCAACGAUGCAAUUUCCCACAACGUUGAGCAUCAUCACAACGAGGGUGUGUCCCCGAUCACGCCCAGAUUGCGCAAUACUGUGGAUGCCGGUAAGUUUGGCAAUGACGACAGUGUCGAGGCGCUUACCAAAAUAACUCACGAUCACAUUGACAAUAUCAGCGAUGAAGUGCUGGGUAAAAACACGAAGGCUUUCAGCAAAUCGACCCCAAUGGUUGACUCCACUGUGUCCCCCAGCAUCGAGGUUAAAUGUUCACGACCCCGGAGGAAUAAACUUAGUGAUAUCAAAGAGAAGGUGCCACUUGAGACAUUAAAACGUGAGUGCAUUCACAACACACAAGUAAAAAGUUCAGACAUUGUACAUGAGAUCAAAGAAUUGUGCAGUGAAUAUAAAAAAAGUGUUGAUCUUGAAAUAAAAGAGAUGAAAUCCAGUGAAACUAAAAUUGAGAAAACGGAAAUUUCAUACAAAAGUGAAUCAACGGAAACUCACAAAAACAUUUCCACUGAUUCCACUGAAUUUAUUGGCACAGAUGAUCAAUGCCAAGAGUCAUCAAGUAGUACCCCUUCGCCAGCAACUGUAAAACACGUAUCCGAUGAGGAGGAACCAUCUUCAAAACCACCUCAACCAAAUCCCUUGAAAGACCUCUGUAUCAAGAAAAUCCUCUCCCUCCCUUACGGCCGCCAAUUAAUCAACGAGAUAACUCUUCCCAAGUUCACCAUCUUCAAGAACUUGGAAUCCAUCCACAAAAUCGCUAAAACUCUACAAAUCCACGAAUCCAAGGAUUUGAAUACCAUGAAGAAACGCCCGACAACUUGGAUGGGUGUACCAACUGAAGAUCCACAUCUUCUAGUCUGUCUUUCUCCCUCGCAGCAAGAAACCCCAGUUCGCACAAGUGCCGACAAAUUAUUGGAUCUCCACAAAAAGUUUCUCAAUCGCUGUAGCUACCACCAUGAUCAUCGAGCCGAGAUUAAUGUACCCAAGUACCACAUAGAUAUCACCCCCACUUCUACUCACCAUCCACACGAAUCUAUAAAACCAUGGGAAAAAGAAUUGAAGCAAUUGGAAGAUGUCUCAGUGGCCACGAAUCGUCUCCUUGAGAUCGUAAAAGAGAAUCCUAUACCCAUGGAUUUACCUUCGGUCACGAAGCCCCAUAAAAAUGUUGAACAGAAUCCUCUCAAAUCUACUCUGGUAGCCAAGUGGUUAACUGAGAGCAAUAACGAUCAUCUGAACACACCAGUCGGUGAGACCACACCAUCUUGUCAUUUUUCACAACGACUGAGAUACCAGGAGAAUGAAAAAACCAGAGCGAGUGCAUUCAGUCCAGUACCCGACAAUGAUCACAUAACUAGUAACGACACUGCUGACAUUAGAUCCAAACGCGGAGGUAGAAUUUUUAAUACGACAAUCAGUUCAUCUCCAACAUCUUCAAGAAAUUUUAACGAGACAACCAAUAGAAUAAACAGUGCUUUGAUACUGCGAACACCUGAGGGCACACAUCAGGAGCAUCGGAGUACAACACCAAUCAAUAGGUCUCCAAUUACCAACAGAAGUGCUAUAAUCGAUAGAACGUCUGAUAUUGCUGAGCCACGUAAGUGGACACUGUCGAGGACAAUUGAUGCGCGACAGGUGAAUCCAGCGCUGAUAAACGACCGGCCUGAGGCACCACCCAGACGACGACGGACUGUUGAUGUUGAUCGUACGUGCAUCGACACCACUAGUAUUUUUGACAAAACACCACCACGUGGACAUCUCGAGGAACGAAAGUGUCAUGAUCCUGAAACAUUGAAACAAGCAACGGCCAGUGAAAUUGUUGAGAAUUUGAAAGAUCUUCAGAGAGGUGUCAAAGAUAUGUUUGAUGGAAGGAGACGUUAUUCAUUACCCCAGGAGUACUUUGACAAACAGCUCGAGUACAUCGAGACCCUGGAGAAUCAACUGAAGGAAGUCAUUAUUGCUGAGGAAGAAGAAGAAAAAGCGUUUGUUGAAUUUGAGGGACAAGUCAGGAAAAUGGAAAUUCUAAAUGGAAACAAGAUGGAGACUCCUGACAGACAACAAUUAAGUAAUGAUGGUAAUAACUUUCGUCAAACUUGGCACGAAGAGUCACGAGUUGAGGACAACAGUCGUACUGAGUUUACAAGUAAAGGGCAAAAGGAGAAAUCAACGGAGAGACUGAAUCAAACAGAAAGUCAAGAUUUGGAAAGCUCUAUGAAUACAUUUGAGAAUAAAGAGGUGAACCAAGUGACAACGUAUAGUGAGAGUCGGCAGAAAUGGAAGAGAUACGUCGAUGAUAUUUCAAGGGAUUCACUUGAUGGUGAGAAACGAGAUCAUCACGAGGUAGACGGAAAAUCUGAAAGACCCAAGUCCAUUUGGUUAUUGCCAAGUUGUGACGAAGUAUUUAGACGGAAAAUGUAUGAUGAGUAUGUUCAUAAAGUUUUGGAGAGGGAGGAGAGGAAGCAACACAAAGUUAUUAAGAUUAGAUCGGGCUUGGAUUUGAAGCAGGAGAGGAGCAAGGACAACAUGAACACAAUGGAGAAGGAAUUUAUUGAAAAGGCGAAGAAGAGACUCAACAAAUUUGGAAUUGAACUGGAUGAACACCAUGGAAAUGAUGAGGUGGAAGGGAAAGAGACGAGUACGACAAUCGAAGCCAAGUGUCUCAUAGAUGGAAAGGAGAUUAAAGAUGCCAAGAAACUACCCAAACACCUACAAGAAUUUAUCGAGCUUACUAUCAACGAACUUGAAGACGGGUAUGGCUAUGGCAUGGAUGCUGGAGGGAAAACAAAUGACAACGAUUUACUGCACGAGAUCGACACCGCUUUAAGAGACUCCAAAGGUUUUCUGCUUCGGGAAGAGAAUAUGUUUGCACCGAAUUUUAAGGCAUCGUCUACGAAAAAAGGUGUGUGGUCACCAGGCAGUGAGGCACCACCACCAUCACUGAGCCAACCUAGUCCAGAUCGAGGCAAGAAUACGGAUAAGGAUGGUGGAAUUCCUCCAGUUUGGACCCCAUCCAGCGCAGGGGCAAGUCCUGUUGUUGAGAGAAAAGAAUUUCGGCCAGUAUCAUUUGAAAGCCCAAUAUUGAGUCGGCGAAAUCCCCAGACACAGAGUUCAACCGAAGAAAUACCACCGUGGCAACAAGCUGAUGACAAAAAAGAAGCGUCUCAGAGCAUAACUCAGAAUAUAACAACACGCAUCGUAAACUCUCACUCUGUGCCGUCCCAAGGGUUGAACACACUCGCCAACCCUCCACGACUGCCACGCGCACAAAAUCCCACAAUUACUCUACUGCAGAAGGCAAGAGAGGGCCAAUUACCGAAGGGCGCCGCCUACCUCGAGGCCACCGUGGAAAAGAGUCACGAAGGUGCUAGGGUCAGUCCCGGUGAAAUAAUUUAUACUGUGAAACGAGAGUACGAAAGUGAACCAGAAUGUGAGAGAGAACAACCCAAGAAGAUGGCGGAUUUGGGACGUAGAAAAAUAUUGGGAAUUGGACCCAUCACUAAGGAUGGUAUGCCUGUUGCUUUGAGAUCGGAAGUGAAAGAUACAAAUCAGGCAAAAUGGUACAAACAAAUGUAUGAUUCGCUUCAUCGAGCGGGUAGAAACGAUGACUAUGUGACAAUUCGGUAUAAACCACGGAGAGGAACGAGAUACGGAUGCGGAACUGCCAGUGGGUAUCUGAGUGAACCUGAGCCAAGGGUCUCCGUUGAUAGAUCGGCAACGUUGGACACCAGGAGGCGACAGAGAAAUAAGGAGAAUGAUAUCACUACCUCGACUAUGCCAAGAAAGAGUGCUCUUGUAAAAACUACUGCCGAAGUCUACCGCAAUCAGCCGGGGCGUAUCGAGAACUACCAGCCAGGUCGUUCAUCAAUAUCUGAGAAGGAAACCAAAGAGUGGUGGGACGAGGUCAUGGACAUAUUCGAUGGGCCUUUUGAUCAACGCAAUCCACAUGCUGCCAAGCCCUACAUGAGUCAUGCUCUGAAGGAAUCCGGCUACGAGAGCGAUUCAACUCUUAUUUUCCGUCGUCGUGAUGACGCCAGUCCUUUGAGUCCACUUGAACAGAGAUUGGCGUAUAAAACAGUGCAGAAGGGCGGUGACGUUCCACUUCACGGUCUUCGGAAGCCGGCUCCCGAGCGUCCAAAAGACGACGCUGAAAUUGAGUACUUUCCUAUAUCUCGGACAUUAACCAGAAUCCGUGUUCGUCGUAGGACGUUGUCGAAUUCGAUGUCUUCGAUGACCCUCGAUAGACACAGAAGGUCUACCCCAUCAUCAACAAUAGUGCCAUCGCGUGCCAAUCUCAUCACAACAUACCCCCACAAAUCCCCCGGACGAGUCUCACAAUCAAUCACCUCUGUUCCUCGACAAAGGACGACAUCUCCGAAUUGUCCACCAUCACCUCCAAGAAGAUUAUCCUCCCGACACAGUGUAACCUUGAAACUAUACGCAUCGAGUUACUCGCAUCCACCUAAUCCCCGUCACGAGCAGUGUUUCAAUGCCGAGGCAACAUCAAAUAUCAGAUUCCUACGGGAGAGGCUGAGCAACAAGUUGUUAAAACACGAACAAGGCCGAGCACCUAGAACUUCAACGAUACCACGAGCUUCCUCAGCAAGUCCAUCAUCUCCAUAUCGGCCAAAACUCCAACGGUCAACCCUUCCAAAGCGUAAAUCCGAGCCCUGUCUGCUGAAAAAAUCGGAGUCUGAUAAAUCGAUUCGUGUAGCCAAAUCAUCAACUUUAUCAAGAACAAUAGAAUUUAAACCUCCAGUUGGAAAACUCACUAAGCCUGCUAUAUCAACAGAGCCAUCACGCCAGAUACGAGCAAAUAGCUCCCCACCGGCUAUAAAAAGAGACCAAAAACUUCGUCGCUGUAAGAAGGAUACAGAUGAAACUUUAAAACGUGCCUCAUCCACCGACUUAUCGUCGUCACCAGUUGAAGUUAGAAGGUUACGUCGACAGGUAGACCCGAGUAAUGCAUUAACAGGAUCUGUCAUCAGGAGUAACUCCUCGUUAUCCAGGGUGAAAAGCCAAGAUAGUGGGUUAUCCAAAGUAAUCUCAAAGUCUCGAGAUAACCAGCGUACGACAGGGGUGACUCAGACGUUAAGAAGUUUCUCACCGGUGUCCUCUACCUCAGGUAAAACCAUUACCGAAACUUUUAGACAAAAAUCAUUGACAGCUAAGGGAAGAGAUAAAUUCACCAGUGUCCAACAGCCACUGCUACCAACUACGAUAGUUUGUGAUCCAAAUACAUGCAAAAAGGGUUCAGAUAAACCGCAUACGAUUGUGAAAUCCCCCAGCAAGAAGCCAGAACCCUUCGUUAUAACGAAGAACGUUGAGAAGAAGAAGAACAUGAAGAAUUCCAAGGUUAAAUCAUCAAAAACUAAAAAGACACCCGGUAAACUUGAUGACGACAAGAAAAGGGGAAAGAAAAUCUCGGGUAUAUCAACUGAAUCCAUAAAAUCUGAACCGAAGUUGACGAUGGAACGAAUUAAGCAACAUACGGAGGCAACGAGAACUGAACAUUUCUUUCAGAAUCUCUUCCUUCGUAAUGGCCCUUCACCAACACCAUCGCAGUCGAGUACCCUCAGGAGAUCUUCGGUUCUGGAGCGCGCUCGUAUGUUUCAGGAAUUCGGUACUGAUUCGUACAAAUCGGAACCCUCUCUGCGCUCCCUUAAUGUUUAUCUUUCAACAAAACGCCCGGUGUCAACAUCUCGCUUCAGACAUUGGGAGGACAGCGUAUCCUCCCGCAGCUCCAGUCCCUACGGUGUCACCUGGCCAGGUCGCUCACCAUUUCAAAAGAUCAGUAAAUUCGACAGUCUCAUUGGAAUGGAUGAGUUUGGAUCAACAGCGUCUCUCAGAGGUCGCAGUCCGGAAUUGAAUAAAGAAGGCUUGAAGGAGAGAAGUCUCAGUGAGCCCCCGAUCAAAGUGUCCUCAGUAUCGGAAGUUUCCUGCAAUGUAAUGAUCCCCUCGAUCUCACAGUCAUCUUCAUCAUCUCCAACACGAUCCGCCGCCUGCAGACGGAUCAGAAGUCUCAAGCAAGAUCGAUCAGACUUUCCCCCGCUCAAGGUCAGAGCAAAAAGUGCGAGUGAAGCUGAUGACUGUGAACGCCGAAAGAACACCUUUGGCUCGAAUUUGUCUUUGGCCAAGAGCACAAGCUCCUUGGAAUCUCCGCCCAUUAAUAAAGCAGAGUAUCAGCGCUAUCUCUAUGAGGUGCUUCAUUCCAAGAAAAAGUCCUCAAGAUACAAAGAACUUCACGAUUUUUACGCGAGUCUUGAGCGAAUGGGUGAACUAGUAAAAACGACGUCCACCAGUGACAUCCGGCGUCGUUUUAAGAACGAGGAAAUCAUCGAUUACGAUCGCUGGCGUGAAAUACGUGCCAAGGAACGGGCUGAGCAAGAGUUGAAAAAUCUUUACGGUAAACUCAAAGAUGUUCAACGUGAAAAGGAUUUUUUAUUCAGUACAAAGGACGUGGAGAGCUGCAGAUGGCGAGGUGAUUGUGGUCUGAGGUGCAAAGAAAGAUCAGUGGACAAUAUACGGGAGAGUUUUCACAGGUUGGCUAAGGAGGAAAGUGAACUUGAGACUACCAGAAGACGUGAUAUUGCAUCUAAGAAAGACGUUUAUAAGCCACUAUGGAGAGGAAACUCAGUUGUGAAUGUAGCUAGUAACAUGACAAAAAAAGCCAAUGGAGAGACGGAGAUCGAUAAGUGUAUUCAACCUACUCUGCAAAAAAGUUUAGGUGGUAGUAACAAGUUUUGGAGUAGUUUGUCGGUAGAGCAAGUGAACACUUUGAAGAAUCAAUUGAAUGAAAUCUAUGGUACGGAGAAUGGAAAGAAGGGAGGAGGAAAAGAUGAAGAAGACAAGUGUGACCAGAUUGACACGUGUGAUGAGAUAAAACAGACAGUUCAGACUGUUACACAAUCACAGUAUGAAGUUGUAGUUCCGGAGGAGUUUGGUGAGGGAAUUGAAGAUACUAAGGGACUUCAUGUCAGAUGUCACUCAAUGUUGAUGUCGGACAUAAGAGCAUCAUCGGAGACAAAAUUGACGUCGUCGUUGAAGAGGAGUGGAUCUAUCAGUAAUGGGAGGAGUUUGGACAGAUUACGGACAGAUAAAUCAAAUCUACUCUCGGAGGCUGAGAAGAAACGGCUGUCCUUAACCCUGGGCAAGGAAAUCCUUCAGAAGAUGUCGAAACGAGGGGAGUUGAUGUCUCCGGUGACGCCCCGUGAGACGCGUGGUGCCAUUGCUGUUGCAUCAGCAAAAAACCACUCGCAAAGCUCUGCGACAAACAGUACAUCACCGAGAACGUGUUAUUCCCUAGAGACUUCUUUGGAUGAAGACGGUUUCAAAGCUAAAGAGAAAAGUGAUUUUCUACUUGUUUUAACGCCGAAUGGUGACAGUCAAGUUGAUCGAAUCAAAGUCGAAAAUGUCCUUGAGGAAUGGAGCAGGAAACCUACUUUAUUGACGAUGACGCCACCUCCAACUGUUCCCCUUCGAAAUGCAUCCGGAAGUGAGAUUGAUUCAGCAACUGAAAGCUCUGAGAACUCGGUGAAAACUGUUGUUCGACGUGAUAAUGAACCAGAAGAUGUGCCGAAGAAGAUUGAAUUUUUCGAGAGUAUCGAGAACCAGAAAAGACCAUUUGAAAAAUCAUUGAAGAAAUCGAAACUCUCCUCAUCGCACAGCUUUGCAGACUUGAAAGAACUCUUCGGUGAAACGGAAUCAGCGAGGUAUGCGACCUUGCCCCUUCGCUCACAUCGCACCGCUAUUCAGAGACGAACAACCUCACCCGGAAGUGAGAAGGGGCGAAGCACAUCCGCCUUGCCUGACGUUCCACGUGGCCGAUUUGCUGGCAUUUUACGCAGGGAACACGAGGACAAUCGACCACGCAGCGCCAGUCCAUGUCGCGUGUCAACAUCCACUGGAAGUUGGGAAAGCAUUCGUCAUCGCAGUGUUUCGCCGGAUCCGGAGAGAUACUGGCGGGCUUAUUUGAAUCUGGUGAAGCAUGGUGCAGUGAGAAGACUCAGGGAGAAAUUUGAAAGUUUGGAGGAUUUGUCAGGUGAUCGGAUUAAAGAAGCGGCUACACCCAAACGAUUCCAAAGUGAUCCGGAGUUGACGAGGAAUUUGUUGAAGCGAGUUGAAGAGAAUAAGAUUAUCUUCAAACCAAAAGAAGUGCCUGAUGUAGCUUGGUUGAGACGAAAAUAUGAACCACGAAGAGGAAGAACCAAAUGGAGAAACAAAUCACCGCCUAUUCCACGGAUUCCGCUGAGAUUGGAGGACCUUCAGAUGCCUCACAUCAAUGUUAUCAGUAAAACAGUGGAGCUUAAGGACAGUAUAUCAAGAUCCAGCUCGAUGAAUUCCCUGGCGAUCAAGGCGGAAACAGAGGAGCUCGAGGCAAAAAAACCUGUUGGACGAAUACGGAAGAAGUUUGAGAAAUUGGAUGCUGAAGGGAUGUCAAUACUCGGUGACUUGUUUACCUCGGCGCCUGAUGUUCAUGAAUUGAGGGACAUUUCACCGUAUUUGGCGGGCAAAUGGGUCGCCCACAAGUAUCCUAGUAAGCGUGAUAAUGCCAGGUCAAUCUCACUUCCGCCGGAUCUUGAGAGUGGAAAGGGGGAGGUGGUCAGGAGGAAAGCCGCGACUCUACCCAAAAGGGGUGAGCGGAGUAAGGAGGUGAAAGUGAUGGGGGGCAAGAGACCUGGAUCGAUUCUCAAACAACCGCACGAUCCGUUUGCCAAUCAGCCAUUCGAUCCGAGUAAACAUCGCCCGAGGUACAGAUAUCAACCACCACCACCUCUACCACCAGCCCCCAAUGUUAGGAAAGCUUGGUGGCCACCUAUGCCUACAUAUACUGCUCGGCCAACAGUUACUUUUGAAGAAUACACCAAUGCACCCCCGCCGCCACCAAAAACUCAUCAGAGCAGAAUCGACCGCCCAGAAUCACCGAGGCGUUAUGUAGAAGGUGAAGUGACGAUUCACUAUCGUUCCCCAGUUCGCACGGAAGCUAAGGAGAUUCUGAGUGAGGAAGAAUUGGCUCGUAGAAGUGCCGAGAACAUGCGUAGAGUCUACCAGGAAGAGAGACGUCGGAAAUACCUGCAAGAAUUACACGACAUUGAUUCGAGAAGGCACACCGACAAUUUUACGCCAUCACAAAAAUCACCGAUACCAUUGAAUCGAUAUGAUGACUUUCUGGAUGACUCCAGCUACCGUAGCAGAUCGCAGGAGCAAACACCGGAGCCACGAGUGGUUGCUCGUGCCUUGUACAACUUUGUGGGACAAACCUCGAGGGAAUUGUCGUUCCGUCGUGGGGAUAUCAUUCUUAUACGUCGACAAAUUGAUAAAAAUUGGUACGAGGGAGAACACAACGCUAUGAUCGGACUAUUUCCACUUAAUUACGUUGAGCAGAUUUUACCUUACGACGGCACCCGGGGAACUCCCAAGAAGUCGUAUGAGGGCCAGGCACGUGCUAAGUUCAAUUUCAUCGCACAAACGAAUCUAGAAUUGUCAUUAGCGAAGGGAGAAUUAGUGGUUCUUACGAGGAGGGUCGACGAGAACUGGUUCGAGGGCAGAGUUGGAAGUAAAAAAGGCAUUUUCCCAGUUACAUAUGUCGAAGUUAUUGUUGAACCUGGCCAACAUAGACCCGAAACUCCAGUAUCUGGUAAACCAGUUGCAUCGCCUGCAGCCCACAGUAUGCUGUCAAAUGGAACGGCGAGUGGAAAAUUGAGUAUGGGACCCCAUCAUUAUAUUCCAUCCAUACCCGUGAAGACGAGCACGGCUGAGCCUCAGUAUAUCUCACUGCCACGCAUUGGUGUCACUGAACGCAACAAAUUGCACGUCGCACCCGUCAACGAAACGUUGCACAUCGAUACACACUCGGAUACAUUACCGUACCGAGCUCUGUACAACUACAGACCACAGAACGAGGACGAGUUGGAGCUGAGGGAGGGGGACACUGUCUACGUAAUGGAAAAAUGCGACGACGGAUGGUUCGUUGGAUCGAGCCAAAGAAGUGGAUACUUUGGAACUUUCCCUGGAAAUUACGUAGAGCGUUUGUGAGGUGAGGAGAUGCCCCACGGGCCAUCCUACACCGAAAGAGCCAGAAGACAACGGGCACUGAAAAGUGUCGCUAUUCUUUUACCAAAGGAAGAGUCAAGAAACAUUGAAUAUCAUUGUUAAUAGUGUUGAUUUUAACAAUUAGUAUGUGUUGCUUUUUUUAUUAUAUUUCUCAAGUUGUGAAAUGAGUAAGUUUUUUCAGGAGUAACCGAGAAUAAAAAGCAGACGAGGUGAUUUUCGUUAAGCUGAAGUACAGCUUCCAACAAGAUUUGAUAAGAGGUUUGUGGAUGUCAACUUGUUUUAGAGAUAAUGAACAGAAGCUGAUCGCGAAAUUGAAUUGACUUAUUUCAUUUCACUCUUGUGCUUAUUUUUGCGAGGAGACCGUAUUAAUACGAUUAAUUCUACAUUCUCAAGUUAUUAUUAUCACAUUGCCCUGUAAAAAUAAUUCUGAAAGUGUGGAAUUUGUUUUUUGUUAUAAUAUCUGUGGUUCUCUCGAAAUUUUCUCUCCAUUUUUUCACCCGUUUUUCAUUCAAUGAAUUAUCAGGGCGAAACUCUGGAGACGAAAUUGCUGUUACGAAUCAAUGGUCUUCCAAAGUUAAAAAAAUGAAUAUUAAGUAGCAAAAGAUGUUUUCUUUUUUCACGAAGAAAGGAAGAAAUCUUGAAUUUUUCCUUUGCUUCUGGAAUUUGCUUGAUAUUUUACAAUUAAACUAAACCAAAAAUAACUUAGAAUUAAUUGAUUAUUAAUUGUAAGUAGUGUAACAUAGAAGUUAACUAUUUAUUACUCAUUCUAAGGAUUGUCCAGCCAGACGAAAAUUAUGACAAAAAUUGUAGAUCAAUUUAUUACGUUUUACCAGAGAAAUUUACAAUUUUCAAGUUAUUUUCGUCAAUUAUUAACUUGCGGAGAGAUGCAUUCAUGUAUAUAAGAUACUUCUUGACGGGAGAGGUUGAGUUCUCCUAGAAUUUAGCAGAGAAAAAUUCGUUAAAAUGUAUUUAGUUGCCUUCACAACUAAUUUCAUAACAUUUUUUCGACAUUUCAGAAUAAAUAAAAUUGAAGAAGAAUUUUUUCUCUGUCAAAUUGCUCUUGUUACCGAAUACCAAAACUCCAACACAGUUACUAAAAGAAUUAUUCAAAAGGAUUAACCAAAAUAAUCGAAUACGUAAAUAAUCGACACGUAUUUUUCGAUUGUUAAUGUCUUUAUACUUUACGAAAGAUGCCCACCGCUCAUAAAACACACAAAAAAAUUUAACAAAAAUAAAACGAAAAUAAAAUCGAGAAUGUAUAUCGAUUGAAGUGGUAGAAUAUAUCUCACUGUUUUAACAUGUCUUUGUAAAUCAGACAGUUCCUGAAACAAUUUUACAUUAAUAGGUGAUAUUACAUGUGCAGAGAUUCUCUUCCUUCUGUCUUCGUUAUUGUAGAAACCCUAAUAAACUGUUUUAAAAAAUUACCUAUUCUACCACUUCAAUUUUUAUUGAAAACACCAUAAUAAUUCCCUACAAACUAUAUUAUGAAUUGUUACGAUGUUUGCUAAUGAUAAUUAACUAAAAACAAUUAUAAUUGAAAAUCAUCCGGCUCUACAAUAUUACGAUUGCUAUGAUUGCAAAGUUUUGCCUCACAAAAUUCAUAUUUUUGUAAGCAUUAUUUAUACAUAAGCUUAUAUAGAUAACUAACAUAAAAUAAAAGUCCUAAUAUCAUAAUGAGUUAAUUGCUAUGAAUAAAGAAUUAUUGAAUGGAA
This is a messenger RNA of Diachasmimorpha longicaudata, 16077 nucleotides long. RefSeq lists its product as uncharacterized. The record is from RefSeq and is a predicted model, not a curated record. The transcript has 27 exons. Lineage: Eukaryota; Metazoa; Arthropoda; Insecta; Hymenoptera; Braconidae. Gene Ontology annotation, molecular function: protein binding. Bases 1814 to 14347 code for a protein of 4177 amino acids.